AUGGGCUCGUUGCCGGAGCAGCAGCAGCAGCAGGUCGUCUUCCGGUCGACGCUGCCGGACAUCGUCAUCCCGGACCACCUCCCGCUCCACGACUACGUCUUCGAGCGCCUGGCGGAGCGCCGCGACCGCGCGUGCCUCGGCGCCGCCACCACCACGGCGAACCCGCUCCACACCCCGCCCGAGAUCGCCAAGCAGGCCGCGGCGUCGCGCGCCACCCUCGUGGUCACCGAGCCGGCGUUCGUCGCCAAGGUGCGGGGCCUCGCGGGAGUGGUCAUCGUCGCCACGGGCGACGGCGCCGAGGGCUGCGCCUCGUUCUCCGAUCUCGCGGCCGCCGACGACUCGGCUCUGCACGAGGCGCCCAUCGACGUGGCCAGCGACGUGGUGGCGCUGCCCUACUCGUCGGGCACCACGGGGCUCCCCAAGGGCGUCAUGCUGUCGCACCGCGGGCUGGUCACCAGCGUGGCGCAGCUCGUCGACGGCGACAACCCCAACCUCCACCUCCGGGAGGACGACGUGGUGCUCUGCGUGCUCCCCAUGUUCCACGUCUACUCGCUGCACUCCAUCCUGCUCUGCGGGCUGCGCGCCGGCGCCGCCCUCGUCGUCAUGAAGCGCUUCGACACGGUCAAGAUGAUGCAGCUGGUGGAGCGCCACGGCAUCACCAUCGCGCCGCUCGUGCCGCCCAUCGUCGUCGAGAUGGCCAAGGGCGACGCCAUGGACCGCCACGACCUCUCCUCCGUGCGCAUGGUCAUCUCCGGUGCCGCGCCCAUGGGCAAGGAGCUGCAGGACAUCAUCCACGCCAAGCUCCCCAAUGCCGUGCUCGGACAGGGCUAUGGGAUGACGGAGGCAGGUCCGGUGCUGUCGAUGUGCAUGGCGUUCGCCAAGGAGCCGUCGCCGGUGAAGUCCGGCGCCUGCGGCACGGUGGUGAGGAACGCGGAGCUCAAGAUCGUCGACCCGGAGACCGGGGUGUGCCUCGGGCGCAACCAGCCCGGGGAGAUCUGCAUCAGGGGGAGGCAGAUCAUGAAAGGGUACCUCGACAACCCGGAGGCGACGGCGGAGACCGUGGACAAGGAAGGGUGGCUGCACACCGGCGACGUCGGGUUCGUGGACGCCGACGACGAGAUCUUCAUCGUGGACCGGCUCAAGGAGCUCAUCAAGUACAAGGGGUUCCAGGUGGCGCCCGCGGAGCUCGAGGCCAUGCUCAUCGCCCACCCCGGCAUCGCCGACGCCGCCGUCGUCCCGAUGAAGGAUGACGCCAGCGGCGAGGUCCCUGUGGCGUUCGUGGUGCCGUCGUCGGACAGCGCCGACAUGACCGAGGACGAGAUCAAGCAGUACGUGGCGAAGCAGGUGGUGUUCUACAAGAGGCUGCAGAAGGUCUUCUUCGUGAGCACCAUCCCCAAGGCGCCGUCGGGCAAGAUUCUGAGGAAGGACCUCCGAGCAAAGCUGGCCGUCGGAUCGUGCUGA
Messenger RNA from Triticum turgidum subsp. durum (durum wheat), 1461 nucleotides. Lineage: Eukaryota; Viridiplantae; Streptophyta; Magnoliopsida; Poales; Poaceae. The record is from the annotation of a GenBank genome assembly.